UCCAAAAAACACAUGUGGCCCUAAAUCCUCUCCCUAACGUAUGAAUGUUUUCGACCUUCCAAAAUGAUAACAAGUAUUCCUGUUGUGUAAACUGGGUCAAAGUAAAAGGCUUAUUAAACGGGAUAUGACUGGAUCCAUUCCUCGAUCCUUGAAUACUGUAUAUUUGAAGCACCAUUAUCCUUGUGAUGUUUGUCAAGGGGCCCCUUACUACUGAGUCUGCGCAGAACACGAGAGUCAAGCUGUCUUCUCUACUGUAGUUUCUCACGCCUCCGUCGUGCACGGUGUGCCGUGAGCGCGCACACACCUGCGUGUUGUUUGUGCGCACACCUGCCCUGCUGCGUGUUGUUUGCGCUCGCACCUGCCGAACACAGUGGCUACCACAGAGGCUCGUGUAGAAUGAGUUGUUAACAUUAAUGUAAAGGGGGAAAAGUCAUUUGACUCCCUAUGGAUUUUGAGACGCGUCAUCUGCUGGAGGAAAGCGGCUCAGAGUUCCUCGGGACGUCCCGGAGCGCAGCGGAGCAAGAGGUUGGAUCGCUUUGCUGCACGGAGGAGGAUGAGGAGGACUCGGUCCAGGUGGGAAACGGGCCGGUACUGGACAGCGGGCGGCGGUCUGCCGGACACUGCCACGGCGGGAACAAUGACAAGGCCCACGUGGCGUCCUGGGCCGCGCGGAACGAGAAGCGAACCGCCAGGAGGAAGCUGCUGCUGGCGUGCGCCGUCAGCCUGGUGUUCAUGACCGGAGAGGUCAUCGGCGGUUACGCGGCGCAGAGCCUGGCCGUCAUGACGGACGCCGCUCAUCUCCUCACGGACUUCGGCAGCAUCAUGAUCAGUGUUUUCUCUCUGUGGAUCUCCGCCCGGCCCCCCACCGACACCAUGACCUUCGGCUGGCACCGAGCAGAGGCCAUGGGAGCGCUUGUUUCUGUGCUGUCCAUCUGGGCCGUGACCGGGGUGCUGGUGGUGCUGGCGGGGCAGCGGAUCCUAGACGGAGACUACGACAUCAACACCCGCAUCAUGCUGCUCACCUCGGGUUGCGCCGUGGGAGCCAACGUCCUGAUGGCGUUGAUCCUGCAUCAGUCGGGGGGCUCCCACGGCCACAGCCACGCGUUGACCUCUGACCCCCUGGGGCGCAAGGGCAGGAAGGGGGGCCACGCCCACGGCAACACGAGUGUGAGGGCGGCGUUCGUCCACGUGCUGGGCGACCUCCUGCACAGCGUGGGGGUCCUGGUCGCCGCCACCAUCAUCCACCUGAGGCCUGAGAUGAAGAUGGCCGACCCUAUUUGCACCUUCCUGUUCUCCGUACUCGUCCUGGCCACCACCUCCACCAUCAUUAAGGAUGUUUGCCGAACUCUAAUGGAAGGUGCCCCCAGCGGGGUCAGCGUGCCGGAGGUGAAGGCGGCGCUGCUGGCAGUGGGCGGGGUCGGGGCCGUGCGUGAGCUGCACGCCUGGAGCCUCAGCGGGACGCACUCCCUGGUCUCCGUUCACGUGGAGACGGAGGAGACGGCGGACCCCCGGCUGGUCCUGCAGGACGUCACGGCCCAGCUGCGAGAAGAGUUCGGCUUCUCCGGCGCCACGGUCCAAGUGGAGCGCUACUCCUCCGAGGGCGGGCCUGCUGGCCCCUGGGGGGCCGGGCCCCCGGCGGACUGAAGGGGCCGUGGGCCCCCGGGGGCCCCACCGCCGCCCUGGGACCCGAGGCAUCGGACAGCCACUUCCUGGGACGCUACGUCACCGAUGAGGCGUCACGGAGGGCGCCGAACAUCGCCCUGUACGGUACGCGUUACCUCGAGGAACGAUGUCAGGUUCGGACGUUCUCCGGCUCCCUGUUCCCGGUCUGUGAUGGUUGAGGAGGCCCCCCUGAUGUGUUCAGCCGGACACACCGUCUUCACCUUCAAGCUCUCCGGGGACAUCUGGAGAGCGUGAAGCUCUCCAGAUGUCCCCGAGUCUGUGCCUUUUGAUGGACCUCGCUCGGACUCCCCAACGCAGAACCAGAAGCGUGCACGCCGGUGUGGAAAAAGCCCCGGUCCACCUUCACCGGCUGUCUGAGCAUCAUUCAGGCUUCAGGGCCGCUGAAGGAUCAUUAAAAGCUAAUCUUUUGA
Gadus chalcogrammus (walleye pollock) is the source of this 2093-nucleotide messenger RNA. Its product is annotated as proton-coupled zinc antiporter SLC30A2-like. The transcript is spliced from 8 exons. The record is from RefSeq and is a predicted model, not a curated record. Lineage: Eukaryota; Metazoa; Chordata; Actinopteri; Gadiformes; Gadidae. Gene Ontology annotation, cellular component: plasma membrane. Gene Ontology annotation, molecular function: zinc ion transmembrane transporter activity. Bases 445 to 1644 code for a protein of 399 amino acids. Gene Ontology annotation, biological process: response to zinc ion; zinc ion transmembrane transport.